AAAAACAUAACUCAAACCUCUUUAGCUCAAAAUAAUCAUCUUCAAAACUUCUCUUUUUUUCUCUCCAAAAUCAAAGGAAAAAUGAGCACAAAUAUUAAUAUUGACUCAAUUUGGGUAUUUGCCCUUUUUUCUAAAUGCAACCAUUUUUCAACCUUUUAUGUUGUUUUCUCCUUGUUUGUCAUUGCCAUAGUUUGGCUAACUAUGGCCUUAAUCCACUGGUCUUACCCAGGAGGCCCAGCUUGGGGAAAAUACAGGCUAGCCCGUUUGUUUCAUUGGGCCAAAAACCCAAUCCCUGGCCCAAGAGGCUGGCCCAUUCUAGGCAGUAUGGGCCUCAUGACGGGUUUAGCUCACCGUAAGAUAUCCGCCAUAGCUCAAACUUGUAACGCGAAACGCCUUAUGGCUUUUAGCCUCGGUGAAACGCGUGUGAUCGUUACGUGCCACCAUGAGGUGGCUAAGGAUAUACUUCAUUCAUCCAACUUUGCUGACCGACCUAUUAAAGAGUCUGCCUAUAGUUUAAUGUUUAACCGAGCCAUCGGGUUCGCCCCGUAUGGUGUGUACUGGCGGACCUUACGUAGGGUUGCAUCAACCCAUAUGUUUAGUCCUAAACAAAUUAAGGCCUCUGAGUCCCAAAGAAAUGCCAUUGCAGAAGCGAUGACAUCGUAUUUUGGGACUCAAAGUGGCCCGUUCCAACCACGUGAUGUGUUUAGACGGGCCUCGUUGAGUAACAUGAUGGGCUCAGUGUUUGGGUGGAAGUGUAGUAUAAUUGAAGGCCCAUUAAACAAAGAGAGUGAGGAGUUGAAGGAGAUGGUGGGAGAAGGGUAUGAUUUACUAGGAGUUUUAAAUUGGGGCGACCAUUUAUCUUGGUUAGCUGAUUUUGACUUUCAAAAAAUCCGGUUUAGAUGCUCCCGACUUGUCCCUAAAGUGAACCGGUUCGUUGGUCGUAUUAUUGCUGAACAUCGAGCUAACCCGGUUCCAAACAACCGGGAUUUUGUCGAUGUUUUGUUAUCCUUACCGAGCUCGGAUAAACUUUCCGAUUCGGACAUGAUCGCUGUGCUUUGGGAAAUGAUAUUUAGAGGCACCGAUACUGUUGCGGUUUUAAUCGAGUGGAUUUUAGCUAGAGUAGUCCUUCAUCCUGAUGUUCAAUCAAGGAUUCAUGAUGAGCUGGACAAUAUCGUCGGAAGGUCACGUGCGGUUUCUGAGUCUGAUAUUACAUCAUUGGUUUAUUUGACGGCUGUGAUCAAAGAAGUUCUCCGUGUCCAUCCUCCGGGCCCACUACUCUCGUGGGCCCGCUUGGCUAUUGAAGACACUACAGUUGAUGGACAUCACGUGCCUGCCGGGACCACUGCCAUGGUGGAUAUGUGGGCCAUUACACGGGACCCGGGGGUGUGGCCUGAGCCCGAGAGGUUUAACCCGGACCGGUUCUUGGGUUCGACCCCCGAGAGUGAAAUCUUGGUGCUCGGGUCUGAUUUGAGGCUCGCCCCGUUUGGGUCGGGCCGACGGGCCUGCCCCGGGAAGGCGCUCGGGCUUGCCACCGUGACCUUUUGGGUUGCAUCGCUGCUACACGAGUAUGAGUGGGUGUCAUCCGCGGUGGAUGCCACGGUGGACUUGUCAGAAGUGUUAAAUCUCUCAUGUGAGAUGGCUCAACCUCUUACGGUGGAGGUGCGACCUAGAAGGGCAUAAGUGAUGUGAAGUGAAUUCCAAAACUUGAUCUUGACCCUUUAUUACUAGAUGAUCAAUCAUAAAGCCUUGCUUUUUUUUGGUUUUUUUUUUUUUUGGUUGAUUUUAGUUUUGUUUAUGUUUUAUCUCUUUUACCCUUUCUUCCCAUCUAGAGUGAGUAAGCGGUGAAAGAUUUUACAAAAUGACGGUAGAAAGCUCUAUGUAAAUUCGUCUUUCGCCUUUAAUGCUGUUGAGUGUUUGUACAUAAACUACAAAUAUGGAGUGUAAGGUACAUAUACAAAUACAAGUAUUUAAGAAUGUUUCUA
Molecule: messenger RNA, 1982 nt
Organism: Chenopodium quinoa (quinoa)
Lineage: Eukaryota; Viridiplantae; Streptophyta; Magnoliopsida; Caryophyllales; Amaranthaceae
Product: cytochrome P450 78A3-like
Exons: 2
Coding region: 82-1680 (532 amino acids)
Molecular function (GO): monooxygenase activity; oxidoreductase activity, acting on paired donors, with incorporation or reduction of molecular oxygen; heme binding
Source: RefSeq, a predicted model, not a curated record